CCGCACUUUUUUUCAAAUUCGCGGGUCCCAGAAACCAUUGCGCGCAUUUGUAACGAAUUUCCGUUCGAGUUUGGAUUUUAGGCGCCAUUUUCGAGUGAAGAGACUCCAGGUGAGGAACUUGAUAACAGAAGUUUAGAAGAGAUUUUGAAUAGUAUUCCUCCACCCCCACCUCCUGCAAUGGCCAGUGAAGCUGGAGCUCCUCGUCUAAUGAUAACUCACAUUGUAAACCAAAACUUCAAGUCCUAUGCUGGAGAGAAAAUUCUGGGACCUUUCCAUAAGCGCUUUUCCUGUAUUAUUGGGCCAAAUGGCAGUGGAAAAUCCAAUGUUAUUGAUUCCAUGCUUUUUGUGUUUGGCUAUCGAGCACAAAAAAUAAGGUCUAAAAAGCUGUCAGUAUUGAUACAUAAUUCUGAUGAACACAAGGAUAUCCAGAGUUGUACUGUAGAAGUUCAUUUUCAAAAGAUAAUUGAUAAGGAAGGGGAUGAUUAUGAAGUUAUUCCUAACAGUAACUUCUAUGUAUCUAGAACAGCCUACAGAGAUAACACUUCUGUCUAUCAUAUAAGUGGGAAGAAGAGGACAUUUAAAGAUGUUGGAAAUCUUCUUAGAAGCCAUGGAAUUGACUUGGACCAUAAUCGAUUUUUAAUAUUGCAGGGUGAAGUCGAACAGAUUGCUAUGAUGAAACCAAAAGGCCAGACUGAACAUGAUGAGGGUAUGCUUGAGUAUUUAGAAGAUAUAAUUGGCUGUGGACGGCUAAAUGAACCUAUUAAAGUCUUAUGUCGGAGAGUUGAACUAUUAAAUGAAAACAGAGGAGAAAAGUUAAACAGAGUUAAAAUGGUGGAAAAGGAAAAGGAUGCCCUAGAAGGAGAGAAAAACAUAGCCAUUGAGUUCCUUACCCUGGAAAAUGAAAUAUUUAAAAAAAAGAAUCAUGUCUGUCAAUAUUACAUUUAUGAUCUACAAAAAAGAAUUGCUGAAAUGAAAACUCAAAAGGAAAAAAUUCAUGAAGAUACUAAAGAAAUCACUGAGAAGAGCAAUAUGCUUUCAAAUGAAAUGAAAGCUAAGAAUUCAGCUGUGAAGGAUAUAGAAAAGAAACUCAAUAAAGUUAUAAAAUUUAUUGAAGAGAAUAAAGAAAAAUUUACAAAGCUAGAUUUAGAAGAUGUUCAACUUAGGGAAAAAUUAAAGCAUGCUACAAGUAAAGCCAAAAAACUGGAGAAACAACUUCAAAAAGAUAAAGAAAAGGUUGAAGAGCUGAAAAGUAUACCUGCCAAGAGUAAGGAUAUCAUAAAUGAGACAACAACUAAAAACAAUUCCCUUGAGAAAGAAAGAGAAAAAGAAGAAAAAAAAUUGAAAGAAGUUAUGGAUAGCCUUAAACAGGAAACACAAGGGCUUCAGAAAGAAAAGGAGAGUUGUGAAAAGGAACUUAUGGGUUUUAACAAAUCAGUAAAUGAAGCACGUUCAAAGAUGGAAGUUGCUCAGUCAGAACUUGAUAUCUAUCUCAGUCGACAUAAUACAGCAGUGUCUCAACUAAAUAAGGCGAAGGAAGCUUUAAUUACAGCGUCUGAAACUCUCAAAGAAAGGAAAGCUGCAAUCGGAGAUAUAAACACAAAGCUCCCUCAGGCUCACCAAGAAUUAAAGGAGAAAGAAAAAGAACUUCAGAAACUAACACAAGAAGAAAUAAACUUGAAAACUUUGGUUCAUGAUCUUUUCCAAAAAGUUGAAGAAGCAAAGAGUUCCUUAGCAAUGAAUCGAAGUAGGGGGAAAGUACUUGAUGCAAUAAUUCAAGAAAAAAAAUCUGGCAGGAUCCCAGGAAUAUAUGGAAGAUUGGGAGACUUGGGAGCUAUUGAUGAAAAAUAUGACAUAGCUAUUUCAUCCUGUUGCCAUGCAUUAGACUACAUUGUGGUUGAUUCUAUUGAUACAGCCCAAGAAUGUGUGAACUUCCUUAAAAGACAUAACAUUGGUGUUGCAACUUUUAUAGGUUUGGAUAAGAUGGCAGUAUGGGCCAAAAAAAUGACCAAAAUACAAACUCCUGAGAAUACUCCUCGAUUAUUUGAUUUAGUUAAAGUAAACAAUGAGGAAAUUCGCCAAGCUUUUUACUUUGCUUUACGAGAUACCUUAGUGGCUGACAAUUUGGAUCAAGCUACAAGAGUAGCAUAUCAAAAAGAUAGACGAUGGAGAGUAGUAACUCUACAGGGUCAAAUCAUAGAGCAGUCAGGUACAAUGACUGGCGGUGGAAGCAAAGUAAUGAAAGGAAGAAUGGGUUCAUCUGUUAUCGUGGAAAUCUCUGAAGAAGAGGUAAAUAAGAUGGAAUCCCAGUUGGAAAGGCAUUCUAAACAAGCAAUGCAAAUCCAAGAGCAGAAAGUACAACAUGAAGAAGCAGUCAUUAAGUUAAGGCAUAGUGAACGAGAAAUGAGAAAUACGCUAGAAAAGUUCACUGCCAGCAUCCAGGGUUUAUCAGAACAAGAAGAGUAUUUGGCUUUACAGAUUAAAGAACUGGAAGCUAAUGUGAUUACUACAGCUCCAGAUAAAAAGAAACAGAAAUUGCUAGAAGAAAAUGUCAGUGCUUUCAAAAAAGAAUAUGAUGCUGUGGCUGAGAAAGCUGGUAAAGUAGAAGCUGAGGUUAAACGGUUACAUGAUACCAUCAUAGAAAUCAACAACCGAAAACUCAAGACCCAACAAAACAAACUGGAUAUGAUAAACAAGCAACUGGAUGAAUGUGCUUCUGCUAUUACUAAAGCCCAAGUAGCAAUCAAGACUGCUGACAGAAAUCUUAAAAAGGCACAAGAUUCUGUAUUACGUACAGAAAAAGAAAUAAAAGACACUGAGAAAGAAACAAAUGACUUAAGAGCAGAACUAAAAAAUGUUGAAGACAAAGCAGAAGAGGUCAUAAAAACUACAAAUACUGCAGAGGAGUCAUUGCCAGAAAUCCAGAAAGAACAUCGUAAUCUACUUCAGGAACUAAAAGUUAUUCAAGAAAAUGAACAUGCUCUUCAGAAAGAUGCACUUAGUAUUAAGUUGAAGCUUGAGCAAAUUGAUGGCCAGAUUGCUGAACAUAAUUCUAAGAUAAAAUACUGGCAAAAGGAGAUUUCAAAAAUAAAAUUGCAUCCUGUAGAAGACAGUCCUGUUGAGACGGUAUCUGUUCUAAGCCCAGAGGAUCUUGAGGCAAUCAAGAAUCCAGAUUCUAUAACAAAUCAAAUUGCACUCCUGGAAGCUCAGUGUCAUGAAAUGAAACCAAAUCUUGGUGCCAUUGCAGAGUAUAAAAAAAAGGAAGAAUUAUAUUUGCAAAGAGUAGCAGAAUUGGACAAAAUUACUUCUGAAAGAGAUAGUUUUAGACAAGCAUAUGAAGAUCUUCGAAAGCAAAGACUGAAUGAAUUUAUGGCAGGUUUUUAUAUAAUAACAAAUAAAUUAAAGGAAAACUACCAGAUGCUUACUUUGGGAGGAGAUGCUGAACUAGAGCUCGUGGAUAGUUUGGAUCCUUUUUCUGAAGGAAUCAUGUUCAGUGUUCGGCCACCUAAGAAAAGUUGGAAGAAGAUUUUUAACCUUUCAGGAGGAGAGAAAACCCUUAGUUCAUUGGCUUUAGUGUUUGCUCUGCACCACUACAAACCCACUCCCCUCUACUUCAUGGAUGAGAUCGAUGCAGCACUGGAUUUUAAAAAUGUGUCCAUUGUUGCAUUUUACAUAUAUGAGCAAACAAAAAAUGCCCAGUUCAUAAUAAUUUCUCUUCGGAAUAAUAUGUUUGAGAUUUCAGAUAGACUUAUUGGAAUUUACAAAACAUACAAUAUUACCAAAAGUGUUGCAGUGAACCCAAAAGAAAUUGCAUCUAAAGGACUUUGUUGAACUUUAAUAUAUGAAGAUUCUUCAAGUUUAAUUUACCUAGAUUUAGUAUUUCUAGGUUUUAUCUGUAAAUGAUUAAGUUGUAUAAAGUAAAUUUUUCUAAGUUGUAUGGCAAAUGGUUUCUGUUUUAUAAUGUCUGAAGCAAUUGUAUCCAUUUCUAUAUUAUAAAAUGAGGAGUCUGGCUGGUUUGGGUUUUUUUUUUAACAUAAUUCCUUACUCAGUUGUAUAAAGUACAUUUUCUAAGUUGUAUGACAUGGUUUCUGUGUUAUUAGUGAUAAUGUCUGAAAUUGUAUCUAUUUCUGUAUUAUAAAAUGAGGUGGUUUGGUUUUUUUUUUUUUUUAA
Molecule: messenger RNA, 4167 nt
Organism: Cricetulus griseus (Chinese hamster)
Lineage: Eukaryota; Metazoa; Chordata; Mammalia; Rodentia; Cricetidae
Source: RefSeq, a predicted model, not a curated record